UUAUUUAUUUUAUGCAUCUAUAAAUAAUGAUCCCAAACUCACCACUCACAUCAAUAUCCACAUUCAUUAUAUUCCUUCCCAAAUAAAAAAAAACCACAACCAUGAAGCGCAUCUCCUCUUUCCAUAGCCUUAUUAUUCUUGUGGUUUCAGCGGUUGUUCUCAGCUCUCUCUUCGUGAUCACCAAGACCGCUGCUUCUCGCGUUUCAAUUGCAAAACCCAGUUAUAUCCCUUCUGCUGUUCAUAAUACUGCGCAGUAUCACUCUGAACAAGGAAAAGAUCAGGCAUUACAGGCUGAGAUGGAAGGAUAUGACUCUUUGGAUUUGAUGGGACCGGAACAUUGUGAUGAUGGAGACGAGGAGUGCUUGAGGAGGCGGAUGACAUCUGAAGCUCAUUUGGACUACAUCUACACACAGCACCACAAACCAUGAAGCUGGUAUUUGGAGUUUUAAUUAUUUUCUACCCGAAGAGAAAGACUAGCUAGUAUCUACUUAUAUAACGUGAUGGGAUCAUCAAGGGGAUGUUAUGAUACCACUAAUAGAUAUGUAAUGGUUGUGAGUAAUCUUGUCACAGGACCCAAGCCUUAUAUAUUAUUAUAUGUAAUUAAUCAGUAAUAACUUUGUCUUUUUUUCUUUC
Molecule: messenger RNA, 633 nt
Organism: Asparagus officinalis (garden asparagus)
Lineage: Eukaryota; Viridiplantae; Streptophyta; Magnoliopsida; Asparagales; Asparagaceae
Product: putative phytosulfokines 6
Exons: 3
Coding region: 102-428 (108 amino acids)
Biological process (GO): cell population proliferation
Cellular component (GO): extracellular region
Molecular function (GO): growth factor activity
Source: RefSeq, a predicted model, not a curated record